Messenger RNA from Emiliania huxleyi CCMP1516, 1266 nucleotides. RefSeq lists its product as hypothetical. Lineage: Eukaryota; Haptophyta; Isochrysidales; Noelaerhabdaceae. Bases 1 to 1266 code for a protein of 421 amino acids. The record is from RefSeq and is a predicted model, not a curated record. The transcript is spliced from 7 exons.
AUGGGUUCGGCUGCGGGGCGGCGACCUCUGCCCCCGUCCACGCUUCGCAUCCCCUUGGCGCUGGGCGCCGGGUACGGCGUUUUCUUUUUCGAGCGCGCCGCGCCUCUGCGGCUGGUGGUGCUGCUCCUGUCACUAUUUCACUGUGUCGUGGGGCCGGCGUGCGCGGUGGCCUUCCUCGGCCCUUCCUCACGGGGGGGCCUCCUCGGCCUCCUCGGCCUCCUCGGCAGCUUCGACAGCCUCGACAGCCUCGACAGCCUCGACUGCUUGACGCACGCGACUCGCGCGGCACCCGUCGUUUUGCUCGCCGGGCGGCCCCCACGCCGCCCCGUCUCGCGCUUCCUCGCGUGCUCGGGCCUCGGCGGGCAGCGCCUCGGCUGGACCUUUGUCGCGUCGGCAAAUAGAAUUGAAAUUCUUUUUGCCUUUCCUUGCUUCUUCGAGCAACGAUAUGGCCCAGCAAAUCGCGGCCGGGUGAGCGGAGACUCUCUAUUGUCCGCUCGGAAGCAGAUUGCGCUUGUGCGCGCCUACCGCGCUCGGCAGAGGACCGGCGUCCGGCCUCCAAAGGAGCGCACCAGCUUCCGGAGAAAGUCAAACGGCGCGGACGCCGCUGCAGAGGCUGCCUCAAGUGAGCUUGGCGAGCUGCCGCGGGGCAAGUACAACACCACGGCCGUCCCAUUACUGCUCGUUGACGGCUACAACGUCAUCGGCUAUUGGGCCCGGCUGAAGAAGCGUCCCCAGUCUGCGCCGCACAACGGCGGGUGGAGCGCUCCGCCUAACCUCACCUUGCCUUCGCUCGACAGGCUGCUGCUGGACGACUUGGUCGAGUACAACUCGCCCAAGCGGUACGACAUUGUCGUCGUGUUCGACUCGGCGGGCACCGGCUCGCGCAGUGAUCACGUCGAGUCAUAUCUCGGCCUCGGCGUCGUCUUCACGCCAUCUGCGGAUCUCUACAUUGAGCAGGAGCUGCGCAGGAUCGCGGCCGAGGGGCAGCGGCCUGUAUGGGCCGCCACGGCGGACCGCGCGAUCCAGGUCGCCGCGACCAACUACGGAGCCAAUGUCAUGUCGACGAAGCGGCUCGUCGAGGAGCUCAAGGGCAGCCGCGCCGCCUCGGCCACCCUGGUGGGCGAGUGGAACCGGCAGGAGAGCUCGCGGCGCCCCGUCUUCCUGGAGGACCAGGUGGGGGCGGUGCAGAGAGGAGUGCUCUCCGGCAGCUUGCAGGGCAAGCUGACGCAGCGCGAGCGCAAGGCGCUGGAGCGAGGGGUGGAGUAG